GCUGCCAGCGCUGUCGGGGUGUCGCGAUAGCACGUGGGAGGGGCGUGGGGCCGGGGUCUGCCCGGUGCCGUGGAGACCGCAGUCGGAGAGUCGCCUUCCUGCGUGAAAGGAGGGGGAAGAGAGCAAAUAAUCCAGAGAAUCUGCAGCAUUUGAGGAGUCACACUGUGUUCAAGUUCAGAAGUGCUUUACACAUGAAAUCUACUGGCUCUCUAGCUGAUUCUGCCCUGUCACCGUCUCAACAGGAUUGGAUUUACAGUCAUGGAGGAACAUCAGCAACACUUACACUGUGUGAACUGUGUCAGCCGUCGUUGUAUGACCAGACCAGAGCCAGGCAUUUCCUGUGAUUUGAUUGGCUGCCCCUUGGUUUGUGGAGCAGUUUUUCACUCAUGUAAAGCCGAGGAACAUCGCAUGUUAUGUCCACUUGAAAGAGUGCCUUGUUUGAAUAGUGGCUUUGGAUGUCCCUUCAUAGUAGCCCGAAAUAAAAUAGCUGAUCAUCUAGAGGUUUGUCCUGCAAGUGUGGUAUGUUGUACCAUGGAGUGGAAUAGAUGGCCAGUCAGUUAUGCUGACCGCAAAUCGUACGAAAACCUGAGUAAAGAUGUUGAUGAAGUGGAGCAGCUAGAUAUGGCUUUAGCUCUGCAAGACCAGCGCAUGUUGUUAGAAUCACUUAAAGUAGCAACUAUGAUGUCAAAAGCAGGUGAUCAAAUACCAGAAUCCAGAGAGCAAACCUCAGUCAAAUCAAGUGCCCCCAGUACAGUGCAUACCAAUGGUUUGAUGCCUGUAGAUGAAGAGUCCUAUGGUGCACUUUAUCAAGCUACUGUAGAAACGACAAGGAGUUUAGCUGCUGCUCUGGAUAUCCUGAACACUGCUACAAGGGACAUUGGUAUGUUAAGUUCAAACCUCUGUAUUUCACCACAUGAAAUGAAGGAAGAUGCCAAGAUUAAAGAACAAGCUUCUAGUGGCAUUAUUCAGGAGAAAAAGUCUGACUCUGAAAAUCCAGAUGAAGAUAAUGUAGGAGCUGUUGGGGGAAUGAACUUCGAUAGCCUGAGUCAAAAUUCACAAAUGGAGCAAAAUGGUUCUUGUGAUAUUUGUUAUGAUGUAGUGCAAAACCAUGACUUAAAUCUAAACCUCAGUAACUCCUCGCUUUUAUGUAAUGGCUUUCAUGUAGAAAAUGAAUGUUCAAAGGUGUUGGACCACAGUGAAGAUCUCGGUGUAUCUAAUUCAAAGCCGUCCAGUGUAGCAAAUGGUGAAUGUACUGCAUCUCAUGAUGAUGAAGCAUUACAGUCCUGCAGCUCCUGCCCUGUAACAGCACAAGUUGAAGUAAUACCAGCUGAUCACUUAGUUAAUGGCAAUGCUAAUCAUGUACUACUUCCUCAUAAUGCUAAUGAAGAAGAAAUGUUAGAGAGACAAGUGGAGCAAGAAAGAUUGAGAAACAUAGAUGCAUUUUCACUUUUACGGCAUCGAUCGUACAGAUUCCUUGUUAAUCAUUAUUGGUCAACACCAAAAGAAGACAAAGCUGUUGAUACAUCAGAUUUGGAGAUAACAGAAGAUCCUAUGGGUCUUCAGGGAAUUGAUCUAAUCACUGCAGCUCUGUUGUUUUGCCUAGGAGAUUCUCCCGGAGGUAGGGGGAUAUCAGAAAGUCGUGCUGUCGAUGUGUAUCACGUUGACUUCGGGACCCAAACAUUUUCUCUCCCAUCUGCUAUACUGGCCACAAAUACAAUGGUGGGGGAAAUAGCUUCAGCUUCUGCAUGUGAUCAUGCCAACCCACAGCUCUCAAAUCCAAGUCCGUUCCAGACCCUUGGAUUGGAUUUGGUAUUGGAAUAUGUGGCUAGAUACCAAACAAAACAGCGUUCAAUGUUUACAUUUGUUUGUGGACAGUUGUUUAGAAGGAAUGAAUUUUCGUCGCAUUUUAAGAAUGUGCAUGGAGACAUUCAUGCUGGCCUUAAUGGCUGGAUGGAGCAGAGGUGUCCUUUGGCAUAUUAUGGGUGCACGUAUUCUCAACGAAGGUUUUGCCCUUCAACACAAGGGGCAAAAAUUAUUCAUGACCGCCACUUACGGUCAUUUGGAGUUCAGCCUUGUAUAUCCACAGUAUUAGUAGAACCAGCAAAAAGCUGCUUAAUUGGACUACACAAUGACCAUCUGAGUAGUCUGCCUUUUGAGGUGCUGCAGCACAUUGCUAGUUUUCUAGAUGGCUUUAGUUUAUGUCAGCUUUCAAGAGUGUCACGUUUAAUGAGAGAUGUGUGUGGAAGCUUGCUUCAAGCACGUGGAAUGGUGAUACUGCUUUGGGAGAAGAGAAAGUGCCCAGAAGGAAGUUCCUGGCAGGUAAAAGAAAAGGUUUGGCGCUUCAGUACAGCCUUCUGUACUGUGAAUGAGUGGAAGUUUGCUGACAUUGUGAGCAUGGCUGACCACUUGAAGAAGUGUAGCUACAACGCUGUGGAGAGAAGAGAGGAGGCUGUGCCGCUGCCUUGUAUGUGUGUGACACGAGAGCUCACCAAGGAGGGACGUUCACUGCGCUCUGUUUUGAAACCAGUACUUUAAGCAUUGCAGCCACUCCAAUUGCACAUACACUCAAGCACCUGAUAUAACCUCCGUAAUAUUAUGAGACACUUUAUUAAUGUACUAAAGAUACUUUCUAGCUAAAUCUACUCUGUCACUGUGUAUAUAAGGUUUGAAGUGACAUUUAUUUUUUAUAAUACUGUUUAGCUGGAAAGUAAUGAAAGUUGCCUUAACAUUUGAAAAAUUUGGAACUUGCUGGACAGGGUAGUUUUAUCUAACUUAUAUAAUUUAAGAACAAAAUCCUAAAUUGUGUUUUCUGAUUCACUGGUGCCCAUGUAGCUAUUGACUGAUAACAUUUCAAAAAUGGCCUCUAAAUGGUAUCCACAUUUGGAUAGGAAACACGGAACUGUAGUGAGAGGAAAGUAUUGUCCAAAUCCUGUA
Molecule: messenger RNA, 2934 nt
Organism: Hirundo rustica (Barn swallow)
Lineage: Eukaryota; Metazoa; Chordata; Aves; Passeriformes; Hirundinidae
Gene: FBXO30
Product: F-box protein 30
Exons: 4
Coding region: 259-2535 (758 amino acids)
Molecular function (GO): zinc ion binding; ubiquitin protein ligase activity; protein binding
Source: RefSeq, a predicted model, not a curated record